Drosophila montana is the source of this 761-nucleotide messenger RNA. It is a transcript of the gene Arl6, whose product is annotated as ADP ribosylation factor-like 6. The record is from RefSeq and is a predicted model, not a curated record. The coding region runs from base 36 to 746 and encodes 236 amino acids. The transcript has 4 exons. Gene Ontology annotation, biological process: cilium assembly; vesicle-mediated transport; intracellular protein transport. Gene Ontology annotation, molecular function: GTP binding; GTPase activity. NCBI's taxonomy places the organism in Eukaryota, Metazoa, Arthropoda, Insecta, Diptera, Drosophilidae. Gene Ontology annotation, cellular component: axoneme; cytoplasm.
GAAGGACAACUGUGCGUGUGUGUUUCAAUAAAUCGAUGUCCCACGGCGUAACUAUGGUAAUCAGGCGGAGGUUCGAGCGGCAAAACAUUGUCAAAGUUUUGCAUAUUGUUAAAUUUGGUUUACAAUAUAGUCGUAAUAUGGGAAUGCUGCACAAUUUGUCGGAUUUGAUCAAAGUGAAAAGAGAUAAAAUGACCAUAUUAGUUUUGGGCUUAAAUAACAGUGGCAAAUCGACGAUAAUCAACCAUUUUAAGAAAUCAAGUGAACAGUCGGCCAUAAUGGUGCCCACAGUUGGAUUUCUAAUCGAGCAAUUUUAUAACAUGGGCGUGAGCAUCAAAGCCAUAGAUAUGUCAGGUGCCACGAGAUACAGAAAUUUGUGGGAGCAUCAGUUCAAGAAUUGCCAAGGGAUUAUCUACGUAAUUGAUUCAAGCGACAGGAUGAGAUUUGUUGUUGUCAAAGAUGAAUUGGACCUUGUGCUGCAACAUCCCGACUUUUGUAAUCGUAUCGUACCUAUUCUGUUUUAUGGAAACAAAUCCGACCUCGAGGAUUCGCUCUCCAAUGUCAAAAUUGCGGCGGCAUUGGGUCUAGAAAACAUCAAGGAGAAACCAUGGCACAUUUGCUCCAGCAACGCAGUUUCCGGCGAAGGCUUGGACGAGGGCGUCCAGUGGCUGGUUCAACAAAUACGUUUUGCAAUAAUGAGCAAUAAAAAGGGCAAAAAAUUGAAGUUUACAUCCAAAGACAAUAAAUAAUUGACGAAACGAGAU